Messenger RNA from Misgurnus anguillicaudatus (oriental weatherfish), 2015 nucleotides. It is a transcript of the gene bcat1, whose product is annotated as branched chain amino-acid transaminase 1, cytosolic. Gene Ontology annotation, molecular function: branched-chain-amino-acid:2-oxoglutarate transaminase activity. Lineage: Eukaryota; Metazoa; Chordata; Actinopteri; Cypriniformes; Cobitidae. Gene Ontology annotation, cellular component: mitochondrion. The record is from RefSeq and is a predicted model, not a curated record. Gene Ontology annotation, biological process: L-valine biosynthetic process; L-leucine biosynthetic process.
UAAUAAGGAUGUAUUAUUUGAAUGGUAAAGAAAUGUUAACAUUUGUGUUUGGUUGGUUUAAUCUGUAAGAGGUUUAGCAGCAGCACGCGCCGAUAGAGCUCGCACAUUCAUCAUGGCCAGCGUUGCAUCAGCUACGAGCGCAUCAUCACACAAGGAACAUGAGACAAAUGGUGUGGCCGACUAUGCCUCUAGCUUUAAGGCCGCAGAAACGGUCAUACAGUUGACAGAGACCCAUAAGCCCAAACCUGAUCCGAAUGGCCUUGUGUUUGGGUCAGUCUUCACCGACCACAUGCUCACCAUCGAGUGGAGUCUUAAAGACGGCUGGCAGAAGCCACACAUCCAGCCUUUUGGGAACCUGUCCAUACACCCAGCCUGUUCUUGCCUCCAUUACGCUGUACAGCUUUUCGAAGGCAUGAAGGCGUACCGGGGGCCAGACGACAAAGUGCGGCUCUUCAGACCCAUUCUCAACAUAAAGCGCAUGCUGAAGUCUGCCGACCGGUCCUGUCUACCUAGUUUUGAUGGCGUAGAGUUGUUGGAGUGUAUCAGGAAAUUGGUGGAUCUUGAACAAGACUGGGUUCCACAGUCAGACUCCGUCAGUCUUUAUAUCCGGCCUACUUAUCUGGGCACGGAGCCUUCGCUUGGUGUAAAGAAGCCAUCUCGUGCGCUCCUCUUUGUUGUUCUCAGUCCUGUUGGCUCGUACUUCAGCACGGGAGUCAAACCGGUGUCUCUGUGGGCAGACUCGAAAUACAUCAGAGCCUGGAAAGGAGGAACGGGAGACUGCAAGAUGGGAGGGAAUUAUGGGGCUUCUAUCUAUGCCCAAUGUGAAGCAGUGGGUUACGGCUGUCAACAGGUUCUGUGGCUGUAUGGGGACGAUCAUCAGAUCACCGAGGUUGGAACCAUGAACGUUUUCCUGCACUGGAUCAAUGAGAAAGGGGAGGAGGAGCUGGCAACCCCACCUCUAGAUGGAAUUAUCCUGCCAGGCGUCACAAGACAAAGCAUCCUGGAACUUGCUCGUAAAUGGGGUGAAUUUAAAGUAUCAGAGCGCUAUCUGACCAUGGCUGACCUGCGGCAGGCUCUGGAGGAAAGCCGAGUGAUGGAGAUGUUUGGUUCUGGAACAGCUUGUAUUGUUAGCCCAAUUAAUAGGAUUCUGUAUCAGGAAGAGAAUCUUCAAAUUCCAUGUAAGGAAAACUUCCCUCCUCUUGCAUCCAGGCUGAUGAAGGAGAUCACUGAUAUUCAGUAUGGCCGGACUCCCAGCGACUGGUCUUUCAUUGUAUAAAGAAACCUCAAUCGUAAACACACCUGGGAUUAUGGUCAACAGGCACAUGUUCUUCAACACAUUUUCAAGCAAGCACAUUCCACAAAUAGGCUUUAUAUGUGUCUACAUUGAAAUAAUUACCUUGCCAUGUUGCAAUAUUGUGUUUGCACAAAGUUUACCAGCAGAAACUCAGAAAUAGUCUAGCAAUAAUACGUCAGUCUUUGGCCGAUUUACUUCUUCAUGGUCUCAUUGGUUAUAAAUUCAAUUUUAAAAGCACACCAGCUGUUUUUCAACACUACACGACCGCCCUCAACGACAACAAGGGACUCUCAGUGUAUAUGAUAAUGUUGUUAGUCUUGCUCUACUAUAGCCUAUAGUUUCUAUUUUAAGUGGACCUAUCGAUGUAUUUUUUAACUUAUUGAUGUUGUUAAUAAUAUGCAGUGACCAUCAUAUUGCACAUUUUCAAACUACUGAAAGACAGAUAUCUUAGCUAUCAUUAAUAGAUAUUUUAAGGUAGUGUGUUUUUGUGAUAGAGCUACAGUAUUUUCUUAAGACAUGAAAUGUUUAUUUGUAGUUAAUACAGGAUAACACAGCACAGCUCCACAAGCACAGUUGUUUUAUUACAUUUGAUGUAAAAGAGAGGUUAAAAGUAAUAUAAGAUUUGUUUAUAGAUGUUUGUAUGAUCCAGCAGUGACUGUAGACAUAAAAACACAAAUAUGAUUAAAUUAUAGGCUGUCUAUAUAUAUAUAUAAAUAUAUAU